CGUGCAGGUGAUGUGCUGCGAUAAAUUUUGAGGCUUGCAGUGGCACGGAGUGGCAGUGGCAAAUUGGUGGAAGAAACGAUGAAUUUAGCAAGAGACGUCACAACUGUUGCUCUUGUUGAGAAGGAUGACAGGCCGUGUGGUAUUCGGUUAGUUCACACCGACAGAACAAAUGUAGCAGCUGACCCUACUGAUCUGGUGGAACUAGCCAGAGUUGUACAAAAGGCAGAUGAAUUCACACGGGCUAAUGCCAGUAACAAACUCCUGACAAUUGCUGAGCAGAUCCGAUACUUACAGGAGCAGGCUCGGACUGUCUUAGAAGAUGCCAAGAGAGAUAACGAGCUUCAUCACAUAGCAUGUAACAUCAAAAAACGACCUGGUCAGAUCUACUACCUUUACAAACGACAAUCUGGUCAGAAGUACUUCUCCAUUCUCUCGCCUCAGGAGUGGGGUAAAAGCUGUCCACAUGAGUACAUAGGCUGCUAUCGACUGGAACAUGACAUGUCCUGGACACCAGAGGAAGACAUGAAAAGGCGGAGUCAGGAAAUUGGAUUGAUUGACCAACUUCUCACAUCACAAGCUAGUCUAACCUCAAAUCCUCAGCCUAACUUCCAGGGACUUCUACAAGUCCAGGAUACUAAGAUUAAAAGCAAAGGAUCCGAGAAUAACAACUGAGUUAGAUUUGGAUGAACUGAGUUCUCAGCUUUACAAUUCUGUAACUUGUUCCGAGCUAGGAACUAAUGAUAAGUUUGUCUAAUAAUCUAGACAGAGAGACUGAAUCAAAACAUUUUUAGAUAAAAUUAAAUGAACAAGCUGAAUGGACACAGCAUUUUCAUUGUCAUAAGUGUAACAGCGCCCUCUUCAGAUAUGACUUCUAUUGGUCACUAAUUAAGUGCUACAUUUACUUUCAUAGUGUAAAGUCUGUUAAUGUGAAGAUCUAUGGAAUUCGCAUAUUGACUCCAAUCAACAGUUUCUCGGUACCACUGAUGUCACUAGAGGGGGGUCGAGGGGUGUCACCCCCGUUCCCAUUGGUUUGUAGGAGUUGAAAUUUAUGGUGGUCAGCUGGCCCAAGGCCAGUAGAAAAGUCGGCGGACCAGCUGGUGGGCCAGUACAAAAUGUACAUGUACUUGACAAAUUUAAUAAAGUGUUAAAGAACUGAUAAAAGAUUUGCGUACAUACAUCCAAAUUGUAGCUUCACCACGCGUACGCACCAUGCGCUUGGCUAACCUAGAGCGUUUUUGAAUCCAUUGGAUUCAGCUUAGACUUCAUGGUCUGUAGGCAAAAGAAAAAACGGAGAAUGAAGAUGAAUGAAGAUGAAGGGGGAUACAAUACACUCGUUUUGCAUGACGGUCCGUCAGCAAAUUUCCUGUAGCACCCCGAUUCAAAAUGGUCUAGCGACGCCGGUGAGUAUCAUGCAACAGGUACAUGUAUGUUGAAAUCAAUAUUAUAAGAGAGAUAUUGACAAAUACGAAGAGCUACCAGCUGGUAGCUGGUGGAGUUGGGCAGCUCAGUUUGUAGAGCACUGGUACGGUAUUCUAGAGGCCGCAGGUUCAAAUCCUGCUCCAGUCAAUUUCUUUGUUCAUUUUUAUGCAUUCAUAAGCACUUAGUCAGUUUCCUUAUAUCAUUUGUUUCAAUAUUAUAACAAAUAGUGACAGAGAAAUUAUCACAGUUAAAGAUGGCAUGAUGUACAUGCUAAAUUUACCAAAGGCUUGGAACAAAUUAUCAUCCUAUUGAAGAAAUGAUGAGCUGUGCUGUGCUCCUAAGACCUACAUUAACUGCAUCAUCCAUGCAGCAAUCGUCAGAAUUUAUUGUUUUAUGUCCAUCAGCUCUCUGUCAUUUUGUCUCAGUUUAUCAGCUUAGUUUCCAUUUGCAUAAUUGUAAUGCAUGUACCUUUCUUAAGUAACAGUUACAUUCAGUCACUGGCCUGCCACAGGUGCAGGUCCUACAAUGGGAGAGGGCUUAAUGUACCUAUUAAUGACUGAUGCUUGAUGGUCUCACAACUACCCCCCCCCACUUUGAAAAUCAUUCCGCUGCCAGUGAAUUCCGUUAAUGUAGGUCUGCAAGCGUGUUCAGAGACAUUUGGCUUGUCAGGCUCGUUUUUAUCUCAGGCUUCCUUGGCAUGAAACAACUGACAAAUAUUACCCUCCCUCCGGAGGGGAUGGCAGUCCAUUACAUACUGCUCAUGCCAGUACCUAUUUAUACAUUGAGUGGAGAGAGGCAAGCAGGGGUUAAGUGGUUCCCUAAAGACCACAAAUUAUGGCCAAACUUGGGUUAAUGGGUACCAGCAUAUUUUAAAGGAUCAACAGUCGUCAGAAUUAUGUAAGUCAGCAUCAUUGCUCAGAUAUUGAGGAGUAUUGUGUGGUUGCACUGUUGUGUUCAAUUAUAUAAAUCUUUUGCUUGUCUAGUGGACAUUAAUCAAAAGUACCACAGUAAAACACCACCUUUUAUUUGAAAGGUUCUAUUCCAAGUUAAAAAUAAUUAUAUGUAGAAAACAUUUAAAUAGCUACAUAUUAAAAUAA
Messenger RNA from Acanthaster planci (crown-of-thorns starfish), 2516 nucleotides. RefSeq names its product chromosome 1 open reading frame 50 (gene c1orf50). The record is from RefSeq and is a predicted model, not a curated record. Lineage: Eukaryota; Metazoa; Echinodermata; Asteroidea; Valvatida; Acanthasteridae.